Phlebotomus argentipes is the source of this 785-nucleotide messenger RNA. RefSeq lists its product as uncharacterized. Bases 70 to 720 code for a protein of 216 amino acids. Gene Ontology annotation, molecular function: DNA binding. The transcript is spliced from 2 exons. The record is from RefSeq and is a predicted model, not a curated record. Lineage: Eukaryota; Metazoa; Arthropoda; Insecta; Diptera; Psychodidae.
GACUGUCAAAUUAUCGCUGUGUUUGGUUGUGUAAAAAACCCUUGUUUUUCCUCAAUCUCCGUGAAAAUCAUGGGAAAACUACUUUCAAAUACGUGGUCCUUCUUCAAGAAGAUUGACGAGAAGACGGCACAGUGCAAUUUAUGUCUGAAAGUAGUGAAAACGUCAGGAAACACAACCAACGCCAGGAACCACCUGAAGAUCAAGCACAAGCUUCUGGAGCAGGAAACAAGGCCAAUUUCUAUUAAAAUUGACAUCGACGAUAAGAGUGAUAAGACUCGAUACAUUAAGGAUGAGCAGUCUCAGGAGGACAUUGAGAUCCUGGAGCAGGUGGAGGAGGUCCAGAUUGAGGAGCAGAUGCCCCAGGAUGAACAGUGUGCCGAGGACAAGGAGGAGUCGUCAGAGGUCUACUGUCUGGAAGUGCUGGAAGAGGAAGAUAGUGCUUAUGAGAACUUGCGUCCUGUGGAGUCCAAGGGACGCUCCUCGGGAUACGUGGCGAAGAGACUGCUCAACGACGGGAAGAGGGGUCGCAGGGAGAGUGGCGAAUCGGUGUCCAAGAUGCCCAAGUAUGACUUCUCCUCCGCUGUGGACAUUUUCUUCGCUUCCAUGGCGGCGACAGUGAAGCAAAUGCCUCCGGACAAGAUCAUCCUCAUGAAGCAGAAAAUCUCCGAAAUUGUGUUCCAGGAGGAAAUGGCACAGCUUAUGAAUGAAGAUUAUGAGUAAUGAUGAUUCCUACAGUUAAUUAUAUUGUGUUUAAUACCCGAAAAGUAGAAAUCUUAUCAAAUCUU